This is a messenger RNA of Postia placenta MAD-698-R-SB12, 318 nucleotides long. RefSeq lists its product as hypothetical. The transcript has a single exon. Lineage: Eukaryota; Fungi; Basidiomycota; Agaricomycetes; Polyporales; Adustoporiaceae. The record is from RefSeq and is a predicted model, not a curated record. The annotation marks the transcript as partial.
ACAGAGCCUCAGUCUGUCGUGGGGCGCUGGCGGUCGCUGUCGCGCAAACACAUCAGACUGCAGCAAGAAGAUGCCUUCGAACACGAAAGGCAGUCCCUGCACACCUCCCUGUCCUUCGUUAGAGCUAUUUUACAGAUCGCUGGUAUCUCCAUUCAAUGUACGGAUACAUUGAACAAGAUAAAUGACAAGAUCCGACUGAUCGACACGAAAACAUUAGAGCUGAACAAGCUCAUUAACGAGGAGGUGGUCUCGUGUCACUUUGAGCCCAUUGUUGCCGCGACCGGAGAUGUGUUCUACCCCGUAAUGAUGGAGGAUGAA